GUGACAGCGGAUCCGCAGCGCAGUCACUACACCUGACCACCGGAGGGGGACGCCCCACCUCAUUCAUCACGCGGAUUCCCACAAUGGCUUUAUUUCAGCUAUGGAUCUUCUUACUUUUUUGCAGUAUCGGACCCUGUGGCGCCAUCCACUGGCUCGGUCUCACAGUAAAUGGCAGUUCAGUAGCCUGGAAUGAGAGCGAGCACUGCAGACUACUUCAAGGAUUGGUUCCUGACCAAACGCAACUCUGCAAGAGAAACCUGGAGCUGAUGCUGAGUGUGGUUAAUGCAGCAAAACAGACCAAACUGACCUGCCAGCUGGCGUUCUCUGACAUGCGAUGGAACUGCUCAUCAAUUGAACUUGCUCCACACUUCACCCCUGACUUGCUGAAAGGAACCAGAGAGUCUGCCUUUGUGUAUGCCUUGGCCUCUGCAGCUAUUAGUCACUCCAUUGCCAGGGCCUGUGCUUCGGGGGAGUUACCCACAUGUUCUUGUGGUGCCACACCAGCGGAGGUUCCUGGACCAGGAUUUCGUUGGGGAGGAUGUGGUGACAACCUGCGUUAUGGACUUCAAAUGGGAUCUGCCUUUGUUGAUGCCCCAAUGAAAUCUAGCAAGUUUGGAACACAAGCUACCAAGCUGAUGAACUUGCAUAACAAUGCUGUUGGUAGACAGGUGCUAAUGGAUUCAGUGGAGACAAAGUGCAAGUGCCAUGGAGUGUCUGGGUCUUGCUCAGUGAAGACUUGCUGGAAGGGUCUUCAGAAUCUGCCACAUGUAGCUGAUGAACUGAAGUCCAAGUACUUGGCUGCAACUAAAGUCAUUCAUAGACAAAUGGGAAUCCGCAAAAUGUUGGUUCAUAAGGAGUUGGACAUCAGGCCGGUUAGAGAGUCCGAGUUAAUUUACUUGAAUAGCUCCCCUGACUACUGCACCAGAAAUCCUAAGCUGGGCUCAUAUGGAACACAAGACCGACUUUGCAACAAAACCUCAUUGGGCAGUGACAGCUGUAACCUGAUGUGUUGUGGCCGUGGGUACAAUGUUUAUACGGAAACCAUUGUGGAGCGCUGCCAGUGCAAAUACUACUGGUGCUGUUAUGUCAUGUGUAAGAAAUGUGAGCGGACAGUAGAGCGAUACGUCUGCAAGUGAAGUCAAUGUUCAGCAGUUAAUGCCCGAAUUACCUGACUGUCUAACCAUGAAAAUGUACCUGGUCUGAGGAGAUCCAAGUCUAUGACUGGACAAAUAUGGGGCAGUCUAGCGGAGCUGGCCUGAUCUGCUCCAAAGAGACAGCCCACUCAGCAGAGUAAUGCAGAGCACCAUGGAAUGGGAAGAAUGGAGAUGAUGCAUGCCAUUGGCACAGGGUACGGAGAUGUGGAUGCUUCAGCAGUGCCCCUAAAGUCAUGGGCUUCAAAUAAACCUGUAAUGCAUAUGGAUGUUAUGUAAAAUAUGUUUUAUUGUGUAUAUAUAUUUUAUAAAUUAUUUUUUUAAAAAUCAAUAUUUUUUGCUGCUGCAGAAAGUUGUCAUGUACAUUGAUUUAAAUCCUGUAUUUUCUGAGUGUCAGACUGCAGUUAUACAUUGCCCCACCUAUACUAUGUAUAGGUGUACAUA
This is a messenger RNA of Bufo bufo (common toad), 1595 nucleotides long. Its product is annotated as protein Wnt-11b. Gene Ontology annotation, molecular function: frizzled binding; cytokine activity. The record is from RefSeq and is a predicted model, not a curated record. The transcript is spliced from 5 exons. Gene Ontology annotation, biological process: multicellular organism development; cell fate commitment; canonical Wnt signaling pathway. Lineage: Eukaryota; Metazoa; Chordata; Amphibia; Anura; Bufonidae. Bases 84 to 1136 code for a protein of 350 amino acids. Gene Ontology annotation, cellular component: extracellular region.